GCCGCCGCUUCGGGUGACCUGCCCAUCCUUAUCAUCGGGUCCGGCAGCACUGGCCUUGCGCUUGCUCAGGGCCUCCGCGAGGUACGUAAGACGGCACUGUGUCACCCGGGCUUCUGUGUGCUACAAGUACCGCUGUAUUCCUUCCGCCUGGUCUAGCCUCGUCCGUUUCUUUUUGCGUUGUGUGGUCCUUCCGGCUGGCUGAAACAAACCAAGGCAGGCGUACCAUGCACCGUCUUCGAGAAAGACCCUCUCCAGGCGCGCGAGCGCGAGCGCGAUUGGAAUAUGGGCCUGCAUUGGGGUGCCCCUGUGCUCAAGAGCCUCAUUCCUGACGAAUUGUGGUCCAGGCUCCAGAGCAUCCAAGUGGACCCUCACGUGCCCACCAAGGAGCUGGAUACGCUCUCGUUCGUUCAAGGUGACACCGGCGAGACCAUGGCUGCCUUCACCUUUGGUCCGUUUUACCGCCUGCGAAGGAGCAAGCUACGAGCACUUCUUUCUCAAGGCCUAGACAUACAGGACAACAAGCGGCUCUCGGAUGUCACCUCCGCAACGGAUGGAGCAUCUGUCACUGCACACUUUGCCGAUGGAACCACAGCUACCGGACGUCUUCUCAUUGGUGCGGAUGGUGCUCGUUCGACCACCCGUCAAUGUCUUUUGGGCCCUCAGAUUGGCGCGAUCAACAGGCUUCCCUACGCGGCGACCUUCGUGCAAAGGAAAUUUCCCAAGGAGCAAGCACUCUAUCUGAGGAAGUUUCACCCUCUUUACUUGGCGUGUGCACAUCCUGACAACAACUUCGCCUUCUUCGGAAUGCAGGAUGUCGCCGACGCAGACGAUCCCUCUUCCUGGACCUUCUUCUUCUACAUCUCUUGGCAUAGUAGCUUAGAAGAGCAGGAUGCGACCGCUAACUGGACCGAUGCGCAGCGUCUAGCCCAGCAAAAGGACCUUUCGAAGAAGUUCUGCGAUCCCUGGAAGAGCGCUUACGAGUGGACUCCUGACGACACGCCUGUGUGGUAUAUGGGGCUGACAGACUGGGAUCCUGGUCUCGAAGGCCAUCGAUGGGACAACCAUGAUGGACUGAUCACCAUGAUUGGAGAUGCCGUACACCCGAUGACCUACCAGCGAGGUCAAGGACUGAACCAUUCGAUUACGGACGCCGGACAGCUUCGGGAUACACUGAUCAAGAUCGUCAAAGAGGGGGGUAACCGGAAAGAGCUGAUCACGGCGUUUGAAGAAGACAUGAUAAGACGGGGUGGAGGAGAAGUCAGGGAUGGCACCGCGAACACGACGCUCUUGCAUGACUGGGAGAAGGUGAAGCAGAGUCCUUUCUACACUAAGGGCAUGAAGAAGAACGAGUAAGGGCGAGAAUGGGGCUCCGACUUGUCAAUAUCCUUCGUCUUCCUCCCUCUCCAUUAUAAUACAAUCCCUCCUCUCGGUAUUUCCCCGUACCGCC
This is a messenger RNA of Trematosphaeria pertusa, 1447 nucleotides long. Its product is annotated as putative monooxygenase. Lineage: Eukaryota; Fungi; Ascomycota; Dothideomycetes; Pleosporales; Trematosphaeriaceae. The coding region runs from base 283 to 1353 and encodes 356 amino acids. The record is from RefSeq and is a predicted model, not a curated record. The transcript has 2 exons. Gene Ontology annotation, molecular function: FAD binding.